This is a messenger RNA of Ciona intestinalis (vase tunicate), 867 nucleotides long. The record is from RefSeq and is a predicted model, not a curated record. NCBI's taxonomy places the organism in Eukaryota, Metazoa, Chordata, Ascidiacea, Phlebobranchia, Cionidae.
UGUUUUGCAACAGAUACAUUUACCUCAAAGACAGUUGCAUUACAGACGUUACUGAAUUUAAAACUAUACCUCAGACUGUAUAUAUAUAUAUAUAUACAGUAUAGAGAUGCGUGUUUAUUUGCUGCACGCACUUUUCCUACUUUCUUUAUGGAACAAAGGGUUAACAGCCGACCUUACAGGAGAAUAUGGCGACAUUGGGAAAAUAAAACCAACAGGGGCUUCACAGGCGACUGCCCAACAGGACAAGCUGACUUAUAAAGGUGUUGCUGCAUCAAGAAAACUAGCUUUGACCGAUUUAUGCCGAGUGGAGAAAUACAAAAAAAUAAUCCUAAAGGCCGCCGCUCAAUGUAAAGUGGAUCCCGCUAUUAUUGCAGGUAUUAUGAGCCGGGAGACUCGCGGGGGCAAUGGUCUGGAUAAAAACGGUUUCGGAAAGUCGGGCAAUGGUUUUGGUUUGAUGCAGGUAGACAAACGUUCUCAUGUCCCUAAAGGUGGUCCGUACAGUGAAGAACACAUAAAGCAAGCUACACAAAUCUUAGUUGAUUUAAUAAAAGCAGUUCAAAACAAGCAUCCAACUUGGACGAAGGAACAGCAGCUACAAGGCGGAAUAGCAGCUUACAACGUUGGCGUUGAUGACGUCGACACGGUAGCUAAUACCGACGUGGGGACAACUAAUAAUGAUUACUCGAAUGACGUGAUCGCAAGAGCCCAGGCAUUCAGGGCGAGGGGAUUCAAAUAAUUGCUUACAGCUGUAUGUAAACGCUUCUUACUUAACCGAGAUUGUACAAUAAUAAGUUGUAUAGUAGGGUGGGGUAAGACACCUUUAACACAUAAUAUCCAAAUAUCCUGAACCUGUUUUAAACAAUUAAC